CGCCGCCCCUUAAGGGACGCUCCGUUGCCUCUGCCUCUCCAGACACCCUCUGGCCGCAGCAGCUGAACGAUGGCAGACGAAAGGCUCCCCGAGACCGCGAUUGACAAAUUCUCUUACGAUUAUGAAACCAUUCGCAAUGGGGGCCUGAUCUUUGCUGUUGUGGCCUUUUUGAUUGGACUUGCCAUCAUCCUCAGUCGGCGUUUCCGCUGUGGAGGAAAGAGGAAGCGAAGGCAAGGAGAUGAUGAAGAUGACGCAGUCUGAACUCUGCACUCCUCUGACCAUCUGAUGAGCUCCCUGCUGGAACCAAAGGGAUAGGCCCAUCACAGCAGCCAAAUCUUUUGCACUUGACAAAUGAACAGAGCAGCUUUCAGAUUUCGGAGCUGCACCCAGUCUGCCUGGAGUUCUCUUUCUGUAAAACAGAUUGCUUGCUUCUGACCUUUAUUUAAUAAAAUGUCCACUAGGGAAGAGUGA
Lacerta agilis (Sand lizard) is the source of this 471-nucleotide messenger RNA. RefSeq names its product FXYD domain containing ion transport regulator 2 (gene FXYD2). Gene Ontology annotation, cellular component: membrane. The record is from RefSeq and is a predicted model, not a curated record. Lineage: Eukaryota; Metazoa; Chordata; Lepidosauria; Squamata; Lacertidae. Gene Ontology annotation, molecular function: sodium channel regulator activity. The coding region runs from base 70 to 261 and encodes 63 amino acids. Gene Ontology annotation, biological process: monoatomic ion transport; regulation of sodium ion transmembrane transporter activity. The transcript is spliced from 6 exons.